UGAUUAAACUGUUACUUAAUCUUAAGCUUACACUUGUAAGAAUUAAGAUUAACUUCAGUCAGAUUAAUCAGUUCAUAAAAUUUCAGUUCAUCUAAUAAUGUAUUAAUUAUCAUCGGAUUAAAAUCCAUUUUUAGCUUAAUCCUGGCUACAGUAUCGCUACCUGGAGAAGAUACAUAGAACCAAUUUUUUGAAAAUAUUGUUUUCUCUCUGGUCGAUAUUUACUGACUGUUUAGUGUUUUUAGUUUAAAUUUGUAUUUAGUUAUUUAUUUUUUAUUAUAAUGUCUUCUUCAACUUCUGGUCGAGUUGGAGAAAUAUUUGCGUUUGCUGGUCAAGCCUUUACGAAAUUAGGAGAGUUAACCAUGCACCUUGAUGCCAAUAAUGUUAGCAUAUCUGGACAAAAAUGGGAUGAAGAGGAUGUUGAAAUGUUCCGAUUGACUGUAAAGAAGUUUUCAGCAGAACUAACCAAACUCUCUGAGAAUGUUUCCAAACCACAAAGAUCAGCUAAAAAGCCAAGUUAAUUUUAUGGAAACAAAUUCGGAUGCAAAUUUUAUCGAAAUGAACCGAGCAAAUGGAAAUAACAAACAUGGAAGAGAAAAGAGUAUUUUUCAUUUAUUUCUUAUCUUUCUUUAAACAUUUUGGUAAAACAAGUGAUGACAAGACUAUGAAAUAAACAUUUGGUUUUGA
Molecule: messenger RNA, 684 nt
Organism: Tetranychus urticae (two-spotted spider mite)
Lineage: Eukaryota; Metazoa; Arthropoda; Arachnida; Trombidiformes; Tetranychidae
Product: BPTF-associated chromatin complex component 1
Cellular component (GO): NURF complex; MLL1 complex
Source: RefSeq, a predicted model, not a curated record